GCGCGGUUGUUCCUCCUCUACAGUGGGCGGCGAAACGAGCGUGCUUGCGUCAUCAAAAAGCGCGGCAUAAACCGGAAGUGCGCUGCCAUAAAGCGUUUCCGUUGUAUAGUAAGUGUGGUGAAAGAUAAACAACAUGGACAUAAGACCGAACCACACGAUUUACAUCAACAACCUGAACGACAAGGUGAAGAAAGAAGAGCUGAAGAGGUCUCUCUACGCCCUGUUCUCUCAGUUUGGACAGAUCAUUGAGAUUGUUGCCAUGAAGACCAUAAAAAUGAGGGGCCAGGCGUUUGUGGUGUUUAAAGAACUUGCUGCAGCUACGAACGCACUGAGACAACUGCAAGGUUUCCCUUUCUACAAUAAACCCAUGCGAAUCCAGUAUGCAAAGACGGACUCUGAUAUCGUCUCUAAGAUGAGAGGCACGUACGGAGACAAAGAGAAGAAGAAGGAGAAGAAGAAGAAAGCUCAGGAGCAAGCAGCCAACGCUGCCAAGAAACCCCUGAAUGCAGUAAACACACAGCCGCCUCCACCAGCUACAGUCCAGGUUCCUGAUAAUCCUCCCAACUACAUCCUCUUCCUGACCAACCUGCCCGAGGAGACCAAUGAGAUGAUGCUGUCCAUGCUGUUCAAUCAGUUCCCAGGUUUUAAAGAGGUGCGUCUUGUUCCCGGAAAACACGACAUCUCCUUUGUGGAGUUUGAGAGCGAAGCCCAGGCGGGAGUUGCUAAAGAUGCGUUACAGGGUUUCAGAAUCACCGCCACCUGCGCCAUGAAGAUCACUUAUGCCAAAAAGUGACCCCCCCCCCCCAAACCCCCCCAACACACACGUGUAACAUGAGCAUUGGACUGAAACUGAAACGCAGCCCUGCUGAACGAAUCCUACGUUCCAUCAUGAUUUUUGAUUUGAUUUUCUUUUCAAGUUUUUGACUGUACAGGAUUUUUUUGUUGUUGUUUUAGAAAAAGCCACAACAGAAGAAUUAAAGUUUGGCAUCAGGGCUGAUGGUGGUGUUAUUUUUUAUGUUAGAAAAUUAAAGUACGUUUUUAACA
Molecule: messenger RNA, 1044 nt
Organism: Tachysurus fulvidraco (yellow catfish)
Lineage: Eukaryota; Metazoa; Chordata; Actinopteri; Siluriformes; Bagridae
Gene: snrpb2
Product: small nuclear ribonucleoprotein polypeptide B2
Exons: 7
Coding region: 134-793 (219 amino acids)
Biological process (GO): mRNA splicing, via spliceosome
Cellular component (GO): U1 snRNP
Molecular function (GO): U1 snRNA binding
Source: RefSeq, a predicted model, not a curated record